This is a messenger RNA of Daldinia loculata, 1886 nucleotides long. RefSeq lists its product as uncharacterized. The transcript has 2 exons. Bases 247 to 1350 code for a protein of 367 amino acids. Lineage: Eukaryota; Fungi; Ascomycota; Sordariomycetes; Xylariales; Hypoxylaceae. The record is from RefSeq and is a predicted model, not a curated record.
UAAGUGAAUUAUGCAUAUUUUAUUAAUUUAUGUUAUGUCAUGGAUGGUGUGGCAGAAAUGCUAGGUACGUACAUACAUACGUAGGAUAAAUGACAAUGACGGCUCCAACGGCCCUUAGCUUAAAGCGGCGUGCCUCAGAUCAUCUAACAAUUUCAUCUAGUUAGUUAAUACAGGGCAUUCAAGUUUGUAUUGACCAACCCUUAUUUGGACUUUCCAUUGUAUCCAAAUAUUGCCUUGCCAGAAAUCAUGGAUGUCGCGUACAAACAGCAUGCCAACCAAGCGCGUCGUAAAAACAGAUCAUCUACGAACCUUCAACACUUGUCUCUCGCGCCGCUCACGUCUAAAUUACCCCUGACCGACCCUGAACACCUGCCUGACUUCGACGUGCCGUCAUUCCAACACAAUGUUUCCUACCUACAGGGCAAAUCCGCCCCUACGACCCCACGGCUACUCCAAUCUCCCCCCCGGACUCGAGCCAACUCCCCUAGCCGACGUCGAUCCUCGGUGCACGAUCCUCUAAGCGCGAAAUUUCCGAAGAGCAAGUCCACAACUCAUCUAGUUGCGUCAAACGCAAAACGCUCUGGCCUGGGAACGUUAUCACCACUUCCCCGGCAUCAUGCGCCGCCUAACAACAAAGAACGGGGAGACGACGACUGGAUUCUGCGUACGGGGGCAUUGAUCAGCUCAAAGAUGCGCGAGUCUAAGGGGCAAGCCUGGCUCGUCGAGAGGGCGAGUUCGACUAGUCUAACUGGCAUGCGUGACGUUGAGGAAGAGGCAUAUGAACGAGAAUUAGCUAGGGAGAGAGAACUCGCGAGCAGACGGAGCAGUCGACGGGGCAGUAUAGCAAGUGGAGAUGAUGAUAUCCUUUCACCGAACAGCCGCUAUGGUAGCCGCUCUCAGAGCCGGGCUGGGAGUAGAGCUCAUUUAAGGACACCCGUGGAGCGGCACGCACACGAUGGUUAUUUUAGCUACGACGUGUCACCGGAAGAUCACAUUCAAGGCCCGGAUUUCGUGAGCCUGGACGAAAAGCUCGAGGCCUUCGAGACGGAUACGAGCAAAUUAGACGAGGCAACUGUUCGGAGACUGGUCUAUAGGAAAAACGAAGGGGUAGGCUCAUGGGUCUGGUCCCUAUUCUCCGUUGAGGAGAACGACGAGGAAUCAGACACUGCCGAUGGCGAGCUGUCAGAUGGCGAAACCGAAGGAAGUCAUUUGCCUCGUAGCGCAAGCACAGUGGACUUUGAGGGUGUUUCGAAUGCCCCAGAAGAACGUAUUCCGCCUCCUAAGGCAGACGAAGGUGGUUGGCGAGACGCCGCGUGGCUUUUGACCGUGGCGUCCAAAGUCUUGCUUUAGAACCUGAGACAAAUUCCGAUACGAUGUUUCAGGAACAUGAGGAACUAGAAGAUCAUUGCACUUGCGCUGCGUGUCAUCUUUUAUAAGCAGGCGAGAUAUGCGAUAUUGACAGCUUUCACGUUUAAGAGUCACACUGCAGCUGUGCUGAAAAGUCAAUUCUACAUUUCUACGACGGGGCCUUACCCCCUUGGCUGUCAGAAACGGAAAUAUAUGAGCCAAGCGAAGGACCUCGAUAUCUUGCUGCUAAGAAUAGAACACGAGUUUUGUAUCUGAUUAUCGAACAGUACAGUUUCAUUGAUCUGGAAGUUCACAAAACGGCCAGACCCGGUAAUACUAAAAACAGUCUUGGAAUCCAAAUCCCAUUAAGACCGUUAGUUGGCUCUACCUAAGCUUCUGGAAAAAAAACAUUCUACAAAUAAAAAACAAUGGGAGUGCUUGCUCAAGGUACAUACAUGCACACGUUGCAUACACAUGUGCCCGCUUCGCUUACUCCUUGCCUACCAUAUGUAGUGUUUCUGCUCGACUAUUUGUAAAAU